AUGUCGACGAACAAGAAGGCACGUCCACACCUGCCUACGCUAGGUUUCGGUAGGAUGGCUGAUAUGAACAAGAACGCACAUCACGUUGGAGCCCAAGAAUAUGCGGCUUUCUCGAGGUGGCGAGUUAGCAACGACAAGCGCGCACUCCCCUUCAAGCAACAGGUUCGCGAGUACUUCGGGAUCGAGGUGGAGGAUAAACAGAAGUUUGGCGACAUCUUGGAUGAAUACAUGAAGAGACGGGAUGCAUACGCGGAACUACCGGUGCCUCAGUUGGGCGAAGUGACCGAUCUGGACAAAGUGCUUCGCCUGAACUUCAGCCAGGAGUCGACAGUGUCUCAGAUGCGGCAGUUUGAACUGCAGCUAUCCAGCCUACACACCUACCGCAUGGGCUGCGACAAGAACGUCCGUCUCUAUCUAGAGCUUCUUCCAGCUGAGCUCACCGCUCAUUACGCCCCACCAGCUAUGAGCGAGGCUAAUCAUUACUCCAACGCGGUCUCCACCCCGUUCAUACACGCCAAACAUCAUCUCGGAGAGCCAGACCUCAGUCGCAAUGUCCACGGACCAACACAGUCUGGAGGAUCAUUUGGACCUAUGAGACCAUCGCAGAUCUGGCAGUUCGAAGCUAAUCCGAACGCAGCCGGGAAGGCGCAAUCCCCAAAUCUGUUCAAAUCGAAGUUGGUACACAUCGGAAUCAUUAACGCCGAGGAACACAAGGACGGCGGCAUCAAUACUUAUCAAACACCAUACGCCGCCGUAGGGCAGGUUGAAGACAACGGCUUUAUUAGUGGCAUCUACGCUAUUCCGCUGGACUUGAAGGACGACGAAGAAGAGAACGAAAUGUCGCCGUCGAGGUGGUACGAUCUAAAUGACCUCUGGAAGCCAGACAGGGUUGGUGUCUACUAUCUCGGCAAGACGCUCGAAGAGUGCAGGAACAACGAGUGGAAGUGGGUGUCCGACGGUCCGGUCGAAGUCAUCCACAUACCGGAGGACGAGUAG
Messenger RNA from Alternaria arbusti, 996 nucleotides. RefSeq lists its product as uncharacterized. The coding region runs from base 1 to 996 and encodes 331 amino acids. The transcript is spliced from 2 exons. NCBI's taxonomy places the organism in Eukaryota, Fungi, Ascomycota, Dothideomycetes, Pleosporales, Pleosporaceae. The record is from RefSeq and is a predicted model, not a curated record.